Messenger RNA from Effrenium voratum, 10519 nucleotides. NCBI's taxonomy places the organism in Eukaryota, Dinophyceae, Suessiales, Symbiodiniaceae. The record is from the annotation of a GenBank genome assembly.
GUACCCUCGAAAACCAGGUGGGUAAGACCAGUGAAUCUUACCGUGCCGCUUUGGGGAAACAUUUGUUGUCCAAUGCUUGGUCUGGGAGCGUUGCAAUUUUCAGAGAGAACAGCGCGUGCACUAGACCCGCAGCCGCCAUGUUGUUGGAUUCCAGCCAGUGCAAGCUUCCGACCCAAAAAUCCGAGCAUGCCUUUGGAAUGGACGAGCCGAAUCACGAGGAAGGCGACUUCCUUGCCGUCGACUUCACCCUUGUCGCGGAGAUGUUGAGCUAUCGCAUGUCCCUGCAAGAGAUGUAGCACUGCGACGUGGGAACGGGCCGCCGCUUCUCAAUGCAAGAAGCGCUGUGAGCGCAGAAGCUCCGCCAUGUUUCAGUUGCCACACCCGGGUUUGGUUUGAGUGGCGAGUAGUCUUGUCUGAAUCCCAACUGUUGCAGUUCGCAGUGCCAUCCCAUUCCGCAAAACGCAUGCAAUCUCCAGGUGGUCCGCCGCACUUGGCCCAGAGGUCAAUCCUCCUUUGCAGAUGUGCAAGAUCAGCUUUGGGCUUUGCCCGGGUGAGGCUCAGUCGCUGGCAAGGCCGAAUAUAAGCUCGUAGGGCAAGUGAUGGCUGAAGCUGUCCUUGCUCGUGCAGAAGAGGUUACGGUAUGAAUAUCAAGCAGAAGAGGAGAUUGUAAGGUAAUGAGUCUGAGGCGCAAUCCUCGUGCCGCGCGAGCAAGUGGAACCGGGCCGCUUCUGAGAACUGUGUCUUGAGUUGCCUGGCAGCAGCUUGAAUACCUUGCCUGACCAGGCUCAAGCCAUAUUCAGUUCUUCAAGAGGUCCGACCGCUGUUGUCGAUGCUGCCUGAGCCACGCGGGCAGUUGCUGCAUUCACAGAACAAUGCGCGUAAGAUGUUCAGCCAAGCCCAAACUAUCUGGUGUGCAAACUGCACCCACGCAGCAUACGCCCAAACUCAUCCAAGCUACUGUCUGGAUCGGCGCUCUGCCAGGUAAUCACUACUCGCCCUCGUUCUGCAAUGGCAAAUUGAGGUCCGGCUUGACUACAUUGCUCGACCACGUUUGAGCGAUCGGCGCAUAACAUUUGCAGCCUAGCCCAAGCCGUUGCAUGAACCUGUGCAGGAAUGAUCCACACAAAGCGUGCAAACGCGGCAGAGGACACUUAACCACAUCAAGGGCCGCAGCACAGGCAAUUCGAAUCCAUUUUACCCUGUUGCCAUCUUGGUGCAUUUCAAGAUGUUGGGGGUGAAAUGGCUGCACUGCUGGCAUGAGCCGCUUCUCAGCAAGACUCACUGUGAACGCGGAAGCUCAGCAGUAUUCAGCAGCAAACCCGGUUUGGUUUGAAUGGCGGCGGAGUGCCCUGUUCUGCGCGAGGCAUGUUGAAGUCUGACUCGUGGCAAGCUUCAGUUGAGCCGCACAUCGCCCAGACAUCAAAGUCCCUUCGCAGUGGAACAUCAACUUUGGGCUUCGCCGUGAGGAGGCCGAAUUUGAGAGCUCGUGAAGCAAUGAGAGGGCAGCAGCUCUUCCUGCUCAGCGCAGGAGGGUCAACUGCAUAACGAAUAUCUAACGAGUCCAAGCCACAUUCCUUUGCACCAUUUCUAGUCCGUGAACAAGUAGACUCACAGUGCCAAUUGAGCAGCCAUCAAAAACCCAAUGCAGAAACUUAGUCUUGGGGUGCCAAAAUGGGGUUCGGAAGACUUUGCUCAGAGCGCCGCGAGCUUCUGCGGAUACAAAGUUUGCUUUCGCGGAAGGCCGCGGAAGUUCAGAUCAUUUUGGCUUGUCUUGCAUAUUGGAAACCAGGCCGCUAUGUGACUUGAUGUUCGCAGAAAAAUGGCUUUCACUCAUUCAAGCGGGUGCACGCAAACAAAUAUUGUUCGUAUUGCCACCCACAUGCGAGUAGCUACUGUAUUGACUCCAACAAGUUCAUCCCAAACUCCACUUGUGGCAUGUGAGGAAGCCGCCAAAGCAACACACGUGGACGGAAGCAAAAACCCAAGCGCGCGGAGCUACUCGUCCCAAGUUACAACGUGUUGUCCUCUGAAUCUUGGUGGCUGCUAGAUCCGAGAGGGGCCGCUUUUGAGAACUGUGUCUCGAGUCCGCUCUUUUGCAAAUCGCAGAGCAGCGGUCCUUUCCCAAGAACCAUCAAUCCCUCUCGUCUUGCGUGGCAAGCGCGGGGCCGCAGCUUGAUUGCAUUGCUCGACCAGGUUUCAACAAUCAGCGCAUAAGAUUUGCAACCAAUCCAGCAAUCACAUUUGCCUGUGCGAACCUGAUGCAUGCCAAACGCCACGCAGGCAGCGUACGCCCAGAGCUAUUGUAUGCAGCAUAGGCAAAGCGCAUCGAAAUUGCGACGAGGCAGUCACGGCCCUUUCACACCACAUGCCUCAGAGACCAGCGCCUCAACCGCCUCGUUGUGCAUUGGCUCAGGGCUUCGGCUUGGGCUCAAAGCGGAUAGCCCGAUUGCUGUAGAGCUCGUCAGUGAAGACGUGGCAGCAGCAACGCUAGGAGCACGAACCAUGCCAACUAAUGCCUAAAAGAGGGCAGGCUCGGAAAUGAGGCUACAACUGUGGCGGCGGAAGCAAAAUGCCUCUAGAUGCUGCACGCGUAUGUCGGCGGAAAGUAAUUAGUUUUCUUCGAACUACUCAACAUCACUCGAUUCCAGAUGGACCGCUUCCGAGGUCUUGAGUUGCCUGCUCUCUUGCAGAUUGCACAACAGCGGCCCUUUGCCAAGUAACCAUCAAUCCGCUUUGUUCUGCCGUGGCAAGAGCAGCAGCUGGACGGCGUUCCUCAACCAGGUUUGAACAACCGGCGCUUAAGAUUGGCAGCCAACCCAGCCAUCACAUUUACCAAUCUGAUGUAUGCCAAGCUGCACUCAGGCAGCGUACGCCCAGACGCUUGGGGCUGUCGUUACUGUUGUCCUCAUGGCCAACAUUGAGGAGCAGCUUGCUUACCUUUAUUGACUGGGUUGGGGCCAUACUUAGUCGUGCAAGGUCCGGCCCUCGAUGCUGCUGCCUGAGCCAUGCAGCCAAAAGUGCCUCCUGUUUUGCCAGCUUGAAGGAGCACGUCGCGGCGUCGACUGAACUAGCCGCAAGUAAACUUUGCCAUGGCCCAAGCCAUCAGCAGCAUUUGCCUCGCAUUCAAGCCACGCAAGUGGAAGGCAAUUCUUCUUCAAUGUUCCACGACGCAGUCUCGGCUCGCUUCGAUUCCAUGGAGUGACUUGCCUGCGUGCUUGCGGCCUGAGUAACUACAGUGCUUUGCGAAGCAAUGAUGUAUGACUGUCCUGCCUUGGCGAACAUGGAGCAGCUUGAUUCCCUUGCUUGACGAGGUUCGGCCAUAUUCAGUCGUGCAGGACAUCCGGCAGCUGUCGUGGAUUUUGCUGCCUUAGCCAUGCAGGCGCCGCGCACCCCCCGCACAGCCACCGCGCACCUCGCGGCCCGCACUGUUUCGCAGGGCGCAUCACUUGCGAGGGCUAUCAACUAACUUUAUAUUUUUGUGCUGGUUCAAGCUCUGCCAACAAACUUGUGGGCAGUCUGGGUGAGUUUGGUUGGGUAGGCCUGUGAAGCAGUGAGCUGGAGGCUUGCCAAGUCUGACUAAGCUGCCGCCUGCAAGGCCUUGGCCUUGCCAUUUCGCCAGAGUCUGCGUGCUAGGGCUGGGCCCCCCCUAUCCCGCGCACCCACAAGCCGCUCUCCUUUGCCGAUUCGAUUUUUGAGUUGCUUGGACGCUUGUACGGGAGCCCAGCAAAGAUUUGGUUUGGUCCAUUUAGCGGAACAUGGUCACGGUCAGCUUGGCAACGUGGCGUCCCUCGCUGGGCUUCUGACGCGCUUCUGCCAAUCUUGGCGCUCUGGAUUAGCCUUAGUUUCGAGGGAUGCGCCAGGCAGUGGCAACCUUGCGAACCCACGCGCGAAGAUGGGUUUGGCAAUGACCCAGCUUGGAUUUUGGUUUCCCUUUGGAAGAGGUUGGAACAUUCUGCCUGUCUUGCCAUCUUGCCUGAGCAGAAGCUUUGCUGCUAAGCGCAAGCCACAGGCACACAUUCCAAGUAGCCCGCGCUCUGCUGCGGAUGGCGCAGCUGGCAUGAAAGCUGUGUGAUAUUACAUCCAGCCCCAACUUAUCCGACCCUGCUGACUCGAAGGCUAGCUAGACACGCGUCCACGAAGCCAUUCCGCAAAGGCGCCUUGCGAAGCCACCGCAGGAGAUUUAAUCGCUGCCGUCGAUGCUGCCUACAGCCAUCGGCAGAUCUUCUGCUUGCAGCGUCAGCCAAGCCCAGCAUGCGCAAUCCACACAGUAUAGGCCUCACACGCCUAGUGUGUUCAACGAUGUUCAACGCCGGCCGGCCUAUUCCCAAGACCUUCGAGUGAGCUGCCUGCGCCUCGCCGUGGAUGGGCUGGCGCUGCGCAGGCUCCAGUUCUGCAAGGCGGCCAUGGCAGAUUGAAGAGUUGCAAAUUUCCUCAGCUGCGGCUCUCGGUCUUGUUAUUCCUAUCAGUUGUGCCAAACUUCACUGCGCAAGCCUGCCAUGACGAUCCUGCCAUGAAUGAUUUCGGUAGUGACCAUUGCUGCAUUGGCGUGGCUUGAGGGGCAAUCGCUAGCGCUGCGCAGACAUCUCAGAUCUCUAGGCCCCAAGGCGGUAUGUGAAAUCACCUGCUUGCCCGGCUUGCGUGGCUUGUGCUGUGCCAGCUGGCCCAGUGACAGGGUGAGAGAGGUGUUGCGUGCGAAGUGCUCAUCCUUUGUCAGCUUUUCGUGAGAUCGCGUCAGAUGCAGCCUCUGAGAGGUGCUGCAUUGCCAUUUGGACGCUGAGCACUUUAGCUUGCGGGCGAAUUGGAACGCGCAGGCCCAGCACGAACGGUAGGGUCCGAUGCUUCAAGCGAGUCAGAAGGAGAGCAACGGUCGCAGUGUUCCUAGCCACGGGGUGCUGGGGGUCAGCUUGGGUUUGGCAUUUUGGCCCGAGCUGCCACGUGGUUUCGUUCAUCAUUGCGGCUCAGAUCGCGCACUUGGCCCGUUCCAACCUAGGAACUGCAAGGAGUUACCUUCAGGCGCCUUCACCGGGCCAGCGAGAUGAUUUUUUGAUAUGUGUUUGUUUGCUGCGUUUUGCCUCUUGCAAAUGUCCUGCCUCCUGUGUCUGCUAUUUUUCAGAACCGUUCGAGCGAGUAGCCCGAUGGCGGAGCUGGCAUUAUGAAAGCUGCGUGAUAUCACACUCUUACACCAUGGCAUCCGACCCUGCUGACUUCCCAGAGCAGCUCCUCAGCAUCCUGCCUCGCCAGCAUCUUUUGGCCGAAACGCGCGCCUAUCCGACCAACGAGCUGUGCGGAGUGGGCUUGCGCUGGGCCAUCGAGCUGAAUCAUCAGGUUCACCGAAGUGUGCCCAGGUGCCAGUGGCCCCAGUAUCUUUCGUCAUUUUCGUCCACCGGGACCUCACGGCAGCUGGCGGUGUCAAUGGGCGCAGCUCGACGCCCCUGGCGAUGCCGGCGCUGCGGCAGCCGGACGCACCGCUCGAAGCUGUGAGCCGCGUGCGAGGCUAUCUGAGCGCCUUCCCCAUAGUCCCUGAGUCCGGAACGGCAAACCGACAGGUUGGGUCACAGGCCAUUGGUCCGGAAGUCGCCAACGCUUUGACGCACGUGGCCUCAGCGCCAUACGCCUGGGGCAGGGAAAGCAGCCAGGACCCAUCCGAUGAUGCUUGAAGAAAGUCAUAUUUGGGGAUUCCUAGUGGGAAGGCGGUCGCGCCAACUGCGCCAAUUCCUGAGCUCGCCCGUAAUCAAAUAGCACAAAAAACAUUGGAAUACAGUAUUAUUGUUCAAUCACUUUUAACAGCGCACUGUUGUCAUCUCCAAAAAAGAUAGUACUCUAGCCUAUCAGCAGGGGUCUGUUCACUUCGAUGUUUGUGGGAGGCUAGUUAAUCGAUUGUCCCUGCCAGGAGCCAACACGCAAAGAAGGGAUGUUGGCCCCGGAAGCUCUUUCAUGUGGGUAUGCCAUGCAUUGUUUGACCUAGGAGUUUGGAACAAACAGAAGCAAUCCCGCAAGAACUAGCACAAGGUUCACAAGUUCAAAUAUGUGCCUGCCCAAAGCCAAAUAGAGCGGGCAUCUAAACAAUGCUUGCGUUUCGGGACCUUGGUUGCUCGGACAAUUUGACCUGGCUCAGGUUGAGCCAAACUACUUCCUUGUGCAGCAUGCCAAACAAACAUGUGAGUCUUGAGCCCGAUUUGAACUGGUUAGCGGUCGAUUUGUUGAGGCUCGAGUAAUGACUCACCAUGUGGCAAGGAAGAGUUUGAGGCGCACCCUUCGCACAUGAAUGGCUUGCAAGAAGAAUGGCUUGCCGAGAGUUGUCGGGAAGAGGUUGCAUUUCUGGUUCCUCGCGCCGGUCACAAGUGGCGGGUUGCCGGCCGUUGGCUGGCAGUCGUGUCAAACUCCAGGAGGAGCGGUCAUACAAAGUAGUUGCAAACGCAAGCACCACCGCCAGCAGCAACAACAACAGCAGCAACCGCUGCAGUAGCAGCACGCCAAGCAUCCUGAGCCUGUUUUCGAGUCACUGAUAAUAUUGUUGGUAGUCAGCUGUUGAGCUGCUGGGUUGGGGAGGACAUGGGGGUCACCACACAAGGUGCCCUACCAAAACCAGCGGAUAAGACCUGCCAGUUGUUCCAUGUCGCUUUGGGGCCUUUCAUAUCUCAGACAAAACCUUGCGUGGUAGAUCCGCAGUCGCCAUGUUGCUGGAUUCCAGCCAGUUGAAGCUUCCGGUGGCCCGAAAAUCCAAGUAUGCGGUUGGAAUGGACAACCCGAACCAGGCUGGGAUGUUCAAAGGCAAUCCUCAACGCUUCGCUCAGUUCACUGAAGGAAGGCCAUGUUGCGUUUUUAAAAGCGGUGUCGUGAAUUUGAAUUGGCCAACUCCAUUUUGCCUGGGGAGGACGUGCCUCGCAUCUUGGGUGACUUCCUUGCCGCCAUCGACUUCGCCCUCGUUGUGGAGAUGUAAGCCAUCGCCUGUCCCUGCAACAGACGAAGGGUGCUGCGAUGAUGGAAUGAGCCGCUUCUCAGUGCAAGAAGAGGUGUGAGCGCAGACUGCCUCAGCUGCAAAACCCGGGUUUGGUUUGAAUGACCGGCAGCCUUGUGGGAAUCCCAGCUGUCGCAGCGCGCAGUGCCCAUCCAUUCUGGAAAAGGCAUCAUGUUGAAAUCGGACUCGUGCCACCCUCCACCAGACAUUUGGCCCAGAUGUCCAAGUCCCUUCGCAGAACUUCGCUUGAUUUCUACUGUGAUAUCUUGUUACCAGCAUUGUGAAGGGUUAGCUGCAUGACAACUAUCAGUCAGAGGAAUAAUUAGGGCAUUGUGAGUCCAAGCCCAAGCCGCGUUCCGUUGCGUCCUUCCAAAGCUGCACACAAGCAAACUCACAGCGCUCAACGCCUAGUUCUGAUAUUCGCUCCUCGAGUCUGCGGUAGUCUGCCGAAACCCUUCCAUCAUCAGCUUCCGCGAUUAUUGGGAGGUUCCAAUUUGCUUUUGAGCCUUUGUGCUCCUCGAUGUAUUUCCUUCAACUUCAGGUCCCAUGGUUUUCGGGCUUCUUGUUGGGGCAAAAAAUGGAAGCGGAUGGUCAAGAAAAUAGUGCUCGGCCAAACGGGGACAGCUGACUGUGUUCCCAGCAAGCAGGUUCUGUACUUGCGUGGUGUCGAGGAAGUUCUGCGACGGGUUCUGCGAAGUGCUUCAGCGAAGCCAGGCUCCCGUUCUACAGCCGCAGCGGCGGGUUCCAAGUUGCUCUGCACACUUGGUUUGGCGGGCCGUCCGGAGACGCCCCUAUAAUUGUCCUGCCCAUUCUGAACAAUCGGCGCGUGAGAUGUCCCGCCAAGCCUAAGCCAUCAGAUGAAAUUGCGCCAAUCAAAUUCAAAGCAGCACGCGUGCCAGCAUACACCCAAACGCAUCAAGGGCGCGCAGCAAAGGCAGCGCGCAUCCAAUUUGCCCCGAUUGCAGUCUUUUUAAGACCAUGAGGUGAGUUGCCUGCCCUUUCGCGGCCUGCAGAGUGACACUGCUAAAUUUGGAGCAGCAGCUUGAUUGCCUUGCUUGACCAAGUUUGGGACGCUUCGGUCGCGUGAGAGAUCUAACUGCAGUCGUGGAUGCUGCCUGAGCCACACGCGCAGAAGUUCUUGAAGGAGUCAGUUGCUGCCUCAACUGAACAGUCAGCGCAUGAGGUUUGCAGCCAAGCUCAAGCCAUCGCAUUUGCGCUGCCGAGUCUUGUCUCAGCAAAGCUGCGUGCAGCGGUAACAUUGACGGUCAAGCCACGCUGAGCGGGCAACGCUCGUCCAAUUUGCCCGGGUGAGUUGCCUGGGCUCGCACUUCCUCCAUGCAUCUUUCGGCUUAGCCCGGAGGUCGGGCCGCUGGAGGCCGAAUGUGAGCUCGUAAAGCACGCGAGGGUAGAACCUCUCCCUGCUGCAGAAGGGUCGACUAAAUGACGAAUAUCAGGCAGAGGAGAAGGGCGUGAUGAGUCCAAGCCGCAUUCCUUUGCUCCCUUCCAAAGCCGUGCGCAAGCAGAUUUGCAGUGGCAGUGCCGGGAAAUAGAGUUCAGAUUCUGCUUGUGUGCCCAAAAAUCAGUGCGAUGGCAAACAUAGAGCAGCUUGUUUGAGCCAUUUGCGCAAAAGGUUUGCCAACCCCAAGCCGUCACAUUCACCUGCACGAGUAUGACGUGGGCAAAACUGCACGAGCCCAAGGCAGCAUACGCCCACUUACUCCACACUCCACACUAUUUGCAGAAGAGGCAGCGCACAUCCAAUUUGCCCCGACGCAGUCACGUUUCAUUUGAAGGUCAUGGACUGAGUUGCCUGCAUGCUUGUGGUCUGCGCAACAAAAAUGCUGAGCCAAAAUCACUUAUUGCGAGAAUUUGGGGCAGCAGAUUGGAGCAACAGCUUGAUUACCUUUUCUUGACCAGGUUCGGGCAAUAUUCAGUCAUGGUAAGAGUUCCGACCGCUGUCGUUGACGCAGCUGCCUGAGCCAAGCGAGCAGAAGUUCUGCCUGCAUUGCCAGCUUGAAGGAGUGAGUUGCCACGUUGACUCAACAAGCGGCGCAAAGGUUUGCCGCCAAGCCUGAGCCAUAAGAUGAUCUUGCGCCAAUCUAAUUUGCUCAAAGCAGCGCACAAACCACGCAGCACACACCCAAACACAUCAGAAGGGGCAGGCAGCAAAGGCAGCGCCCAUCCAAUUUGCCCAAUUGCAGUCUUUUCAAGACCAUGAGUUGAGUUGCCAGUGCUUUCGCGGCCUGCGUUACACAGCCUUGCCAAGUAGUCGCUCACUACGGUCUUGCCACGGCGGAUAUGGAGUAGCUUGAUUUACCUUGCUUGACCAGGUUCGGGCCAUACUCAGUCGUGCCAGAGAUCCAACUGCUGUCAUGGAUUCUGCUGCCUGAGCCACGCAAGCAGAAGUUCUUGAAGGAGUCAGUCAACUAAACUGUGCGUGAGAUAUGCAGCCAAGUCACAUGUACUCAAAUCUCAUGUCCCUCCCAAACACGUUCAAGGCACGCUGUGCAGGCAACGCUCGCCUCAUGCGGUCCCCACGAUCCUGCCAGCGGCAGGACCAAUGACUUUCGAUCAAAUUCGCCACUCGGCAUGACCACAUUUUCUGCAAGCGCAACACUCAGAAGGGCAGUGUGCGGUGAGUUGCUCGCGCUCUUGCGGCGUAAUUAUCACUCACUCCUGACACUGAGCAGCUUGAUUCCCCUGCCUGACCACGCUCACAGCAUAUUCCGUGUAUUAAGAGAUUCGACCGCUGUUGUCGAAGCUGCUGCCUGAAUCACACAGGCAGAAGUUCUGCUACAAGUCAGUUGCUGAACAAAGCGCUCGGCGCAUAAACUUUGCACAGCCCCAUCCCCAGGCAUAUCCAAACCACGCAGCAGACACCUCGCGCCCAGUUUGUUUGUCCUGGCUUAUUCAAAGCCACCGACUGCGCAGCGCUCACCCUUUGAACUAUUGUAAACCCAUACCCAGGAGUGACGGGUGCCUUCAGGCAAAAUAGCCGACGAUUUCUUUAGUAAAAGGAGCUGACACGAGCUGAGGGUUUUCUGAAAUUGUUCUGGAACCAACAUGCGGAAGUGCCGCGGAAGCUCCGCAGACGAAUCGCGCGGCAGGUGUUUUUGGCCUGCGGCGCAGGCUCGGAAGGUUUGGUGGGACAGGUAAAAAUUAGCGUCAAGAGACAAUCCUCAGAUGUGCCCACGCGCUUCAAGCCAGCGUUGCAGGCGAAGAUGCUGGCGGUGAGUUCUUGAUUUUCAGAGGGGACACAUCAUUGGCCAUGUUUUCUGCCUUCCUUGAGCUCCGGCAAACGUUCCAUAAGCAAGCGUUUGCACACUUUGCGCAGCUUUGCCAGGCCAUCCCCACGUUGUGGUCAAAGCCACUGAAGUUGCUGGAAAGCACCAGAUGAGCUCCGUCCUAAAUUUGAUCGACGUUCUUGGCAGCGCAUGAAAGAGUGCGCUGGCCGUGCGUUGUUUUCGGCGGUGCUGCGAGUGGUCAAGCUGCGCAGGCCCAAGAGCUCCCAUAACAAAAUGGAUAUGUUACUACUACUACUACUACCACCACUACUACUAC